Molecule: messenger RNA, 1833 nt
Organism: Iphiclides podalirius (scarce swallowtail)
Lineage: Eukaryota; Metazoa; Arthropoda; Insecta; Lepidoptera; Papilionidae
Source: the annotation of a GenBank genome assembly
AUGACCGUAAGCUCACAAAGAAGGUCGAUGGACCUUUCUUAUGACCCUGGUGGGUCGUCACUGCAGUUGCCGGGCAUCGUGCACGUCGAUCGCAACUGGUUCGCGACGUCCAAAGACCCCAUCGGCACAGUGGUGACGCGAGUUCACAACGAGAUUACCGGCAAUGAGACGGUGAGGUACGGUCUCGAGACGAGUGGCCCGCCAGCGCCGUUUAAAAUCGACUCCCAGACUGGAGUCGUCACGGUCAACGACACGCUUAUUGAUAAGGAAAACCAAUCCUACUCAUUAUGGGUGACGGCCGACGACGGCUCAAUACCGCAGCGUCUAGAAGUCCUGGCCACAAUAACAGAUAGUACGGGCCAAAGACCGAAGCUACCUCGCCCACCGCCAUUCGGCCUGCCAAACUACCCGAACAUACCUGAUCUGUCUAAUCUACCGCAUCUGACAAAGUUCACAAGGACCACGCCGAGAACAACCAAAGCGACCAGGGGCUAUGUCGAGGAGGUAACGGUACCUGAAACCACCCCUGAAUUUAGAGCACCCCAGGCUGACCCACCUCAGAACAAAGAUCACGAUGAAAUCAAAAACAACACUAAAGUCAACGAGACGCAAAUCGGGAGUGACGUGUCGCUAACAGUUAUACCGCUUGUCGCUAUUGGAGGUUUAGUAAUCAUAGUGGCAGCUGUCAUUAUCUUCGUUUGCAAGAAGAAUAGCUCCAAUGGAUCGAAAAGCAAAAAGGACGAUAUGAGCAAAGACUCGAGUGGCAUCGUCCUUCAGGACGCGUCAAUCAACAUGUGGGACAGACCACGUGCUUAUUCUAACCGAUACGAGUCCUGGGAUAACGGUCAUUUGCAGCUCUCUGAGGAAACAACGAUCAGCAAGGAAGACCCACCCGACGAGUGGGAGUUUCCAAGGCAUCGGCUCAAAAUCUUUAACAUCUUGGGAGAGGGCGCUUUCGGCCAAGUGUGGAGAGCGCAGGCUACUGACAUCGAUGGUAAGAAAGGCGAGCAGACAGUAGCCGUGAAAACCCUGAAGGAAAACGCGUCGGAGAAAGAGCGGAGUGACUUAUUGCAGGAGCUGAUUGUGAUGAAGAAUUUGGGAACGCACCCCAACGUCGUAAGGCUGAUAGGGUGUUGUACAGAAAAGGAGCCCACGCUGGUGAUAAUGGAGUACGUGAGCUUGGGCAAGCUGCAGCAGUUCUUGCGGGAGUCAAGAGCCGGCCGUCACUAUGGCAACACGCAUGCCGGCAGCCAGUUCCUCACGUCUCGCGACCUCACGCACUUCGCGUUCCAAGUGGCGCGAGGCAUGGACUUCUUAAGCUGCAAAGGGAUAAUUCACCGAGAUCUGGCGGCCAGGAACGUCCUCAUAACGGAGGAGAGGACGUGCAAAGUCGCGGACUUUGGGCUUGCGAGGGACGUCGCUGGCACCCAUGUUUACGAAAGAAAAAGCGACGGCCGAUUACCCAUUAGAUGGAUGGCUCCGGAGUCUCUCUACGACGACAUAUUUAGCGUCAAGUCGGACAUCUGGAGUUUUGGUGUGCUCCUCUGGGAGAUUGUGACCCUCGGAUCAACCCCUUAUCCAGGAUUAUCCGCUGGUGACGUCAUGCGGAAGGUGCGCGACGGCCACCGCCUGGAGAAACCGGAGCACUGCAGGAGGGAGCUGUACAACAUCAUGUACUACUGCUGGGAGGCGGAGCCAAGCUCCAGGCCCGACUUCAAGGAGGUGGUCGGGAUGCUGGAGCGCCUGCUGUGCACAGAAAUGGACUACAUAGAGCUGGAGAGGUUCCCUGACCAUUCGUACUACAACGUCCAGAACUUGGAGGGCGAGAAGGUU